UGAGUGAUAUGUGACGUGGCGACUGGAAGUGUAAUCUGUUAUCUCUCUAUUAGUGAUAUCAUAUCAGACGAGAGGAUCUGUAGAGCUCUCAGUAUACGAUCUGAUCUGUAACUACAACUCAGUUUUAUUACUCACAACUCACAGGAUGCUGGUUCGGAUGGUGAUGUCUGUGAUGUUGGCGACACUGGUGAAGACGGAACCCCCUGACGCUUGUGAGACCAUGGAACCCAGUCACGGCGGCAGUCCUCAGGAAGGACCUCCGCCAUUCACAUUCUACCUGCACAAGGACACGAUAAUGAGCCGGUUAUCAGCGCACUUCGCUAUCCUGGGCAGUGAGAGCCAGCACUUCACGGGGUUCAUGGUGCAGGCGCGAGACGACGCCUCAGGGUUGCCGGUCGGGCAGUUCGACACAGGGUGUCUCGACAUCAACACCAUGAACUGCUUCGGCGGUUUCGCGAACACUGCUGUCCACCUCAGUUCGGAGCCCAAGUCUGACGCUCACAUGCGCUGGCUUCCCGAUCUGGACUUUGUCGGGAACGUCACUUUCUUUGCAACGGUGGCCCAGUCCCGGAAAGUUUUCUGGGUGAGGCAUCCUGCGAGAAAAUUGCAAGUUAUCCUUGACAACGCCUGAUCCUCACUUAGCCCUCAGUCUGCAAUAAUAACUUUCCUUCGGAUAUACAAACUAAUUUAAUAUAAUUUAAACAUUCAUUGUAAAGUAGUAACAGCUUUUGUUGUAUAAAAGAACAUAUAUUAUCA
Molecule: messenger RNA, 756 nt
Organism: Homalodisca vitripennis (glassy-winged sharpshooter)
Lineage: Eukaryota; Metazoa; Arthropoda; Insecta; Hemiptera; Cicadellidae
Product: putative ferric-chelate reductase 1 homolog
Exons: 5
Coding region: 146-631 (161 amino acids)
Molecular function (GO): oxidoreductase activity, acting on metal ions
Source: RefSeq, a predicted model, not a curated record